CUCCUCCUUGCUUUCCAGCGAGGAGCUGUCCCUUUAACACGGGAGGAGGGGUCAAGGCCCCGGGAGGCUGGCAGAAACCGGGCAGAGCCGGUGCCAGUCAGGCCUGUGGGCAGCCGCUGGUAGCCAAGUUGGUUCUGGGGACUCUUGAGCAGAAAGGCCGGGCGGCCGCCGGGAUGGAGCGCCCCCUGGCGGAGCGUGCCGAGGCCCGGCCCUUCCACGUGGUCACGCCUCUGCUGGAGAGCUGGGCGCUGUCCCAGGCGGCGGGCACCACCGUCUUCCUCAAGUGCGAGAAUGUGCAGCCCGCCGGCUCCUUCAAGAUCCGGGGCAUCGGGCACUUCUGCCAGGAGGCGGCCAAGAAGGGAUGCAGCCACCUGGUGUGCUCCUCAGGGGGCAACGCGGGCAUCGCAGCUGCCUACUGCGCCCGGAAGCUGGGCCUGCCCGCCACCAUCGUGCUCCCCGAGGGCACCUCCCAGCCCGUGGUGAGGAGGCUGCAGGGGGAGGGGGCCGAGGUGCAGCUUGCUGGAAAGGUCUGGGAUGAGGCCAAUCUGAGGGCCCAGGAGCUGGCCAAGAGGGACGGCUGGGUGAACGUGCCCCCGUUCGACCACCCCCUGAUAUGGGAGGGCCACGCCAGCCUGGUGCGGGAGCUGAAGGCAGCCCUGGGGACCCCGCCGGGGGCCCUGGUGCUGGCGGUGGGGGGCGGGGGGCUUCUGGCUGGGGUGGCGGCCGGCCUGGCGGAGGUGGGCUGGCAGCACGUGCCCGUGGUCGCCAUGGAGACGCGAGGGGCCCACUGCUUCCACGCGGCUCUGCAGGCGGGCAGGCCGGUCACGCUGCCGGACAUCACCAGCGUGGCCAAGUGCCUGGGCGCCAAGACGGCGGCUGCGGGCGCGCUGGCCUGCGCGCGGGAGCUCCGGGUCCUCUCGGAGGUGGUGGAGGACCGGGAGGCCGUGGACGCUGUGCAGAGGUUCCUCGAUGAUGAGCGCAUGCUGGUGGAGCCAGCCUGCGGCGCAGCCUUAGCUGCCGUCUACUCGGGCCUCCUGGGGCGGCUGCAGGCCGAGGGCCGCCUGAGCCCCACGCUGGCCUCCGUGGUGGUCAUCGUCUGCGGAGGCAACAACAUCGACAGCCGGGAGCUGCAGGCGCUGAAGGCCCAGCUGGGCUGGCGCUGAGGCCCCUGGAGCUGCCAAGGGGCCUCUGGGCUCUCAGACGGCCGUGGAAGCUACCCUGUGCGUCUGUGCUGGCCGCCGCCUCCAGGAAGCCCUCCAGGACUGCUCCCUCCGGCUCCCCCGCAGCCCCGACCAAUAAACUCUUUCAGAGUUGA
Pipistrellus kuhlii (Kuhl's pipistrelle) is the source of this 1315-nucleotide messenger RNA. RefSeq names its product serine dehydratase like (gene SDSL). NCBI's taxonomy places the organism in Eukaryota, Metazoa, Chordata, Mammalia, Chiroptera, Vespertilionidae. Gene Ontology annotation, molecular function: threonine deaminase activity; L-serine ammonia-lyase activity. The record is from RefSeq and is a predicted model, not a curated record. The transcript has 8 exons. Gene Ontology annotation, biological process: L-serine catabolic process; L-threonine catabolic process. The coding region runs from base 174 to 1163 and encodes 329 amino acids.